AUGACCAUCUCCAACUCACACAAGCCUAAGACAGUUGACGUCGUGGUCGUCGGUGCAGGCCUCUCUGGUCUUCGCGCGGCAGUCGACAUUCAUGAAGCCGCCAUUCAGUUGUCGUUCUUGAAGCCGGUGAUCGGCGAGAUUUACAAGCUUGCUCAAGAAUUCGGAUUUGACUUGAUCAAGCAGAGGGCCACCGGGUUGAAUCUGCACCAGCAGGUGGACGGCAAAGUUGUCAAGUUGAAACAUGGGAGCGGAAUGCCACUUCCUUCGGGCGCAGACGAACUGGUCCAGGAAGUCCUUAAGCAAUUGAGCAAAUGGGCAGAUGAGAUCGACUUGGAGAAUCCCUCUAAGCAUCCCGAGGCCAAGAUGCUUGACUCCAUGACAUUUGGUGAGCUGUGCGUCAAGUAUUUGGGACCUGAACUUGGUCCCCCAGUUGGCGAUUCAGCUACCAGUCCUCUUUUAGGCGUGGGACCAGACGAAGUCAGUGCCUUGUUCAUGGUUGACUAUAUUCGCAGCGGAACUGGCAUAGAGAACCUUGCCUCCGAUGGAAAGGAUGGAGGGCAGUAUCUGCGCAACAGGCAAGGCAAUCAGACUUUCUCAAUCCGGUUGGCAGCCAAGCUUCCGGAGACAGCCGUGAAACUUCGCAGUCCUGUGAAGACAAUCAAGCAAGGCUCGGACGGGAUCUUUAUCGAAACAGCCAAUCCAGGACAAACCUUCAUAGCCAAGAGAGUUGUUGUUUCAGUACCUACUUGUCUCUAUCCUUCCAUUGCGUUCGAGCCGCCUCUGCCAGACAGCAAACAGACGCUGGGUGAGAGCACUGCCCUGGGCUGCUAUUCCAAGGCCAUUUUUGUCUUUGAGAAGCCGUGGUGGCGCGAAGCUGGCUUCAGUGGUAUCAUAGAGUGCGAGACAGGGCCAAUUUAUUUUUCGAGGGAUACAUGCUCGGUAGAGGACGGACAAUACAGCAUUACUUGCUUCGUCGUCGGCGAUAGAGGCAGAGAAUGGUCCAAGUGGUCACUCACAGAGCGACGGAGGAUCGUGUCAGAGCAGUUCAAAGGAGUGUUUAGUGCCGUGGGCGUCAAAUCUCCCGAACCAGUCAACAUCAUCAUCCAGGAAUGGAUAAAGCAGCCCUGGAUAUGGGGUGCGCCAUCACCAGUGAUGAUGCCAGGGACGAUGACGAAUGACAGCGGGAAAGCACUGCGAGAGGCGGUAGGGAAUAUUCAUUUCGUGGGAACUGAAACUUCCUUGCUGUGGAAGGGUUACAUGGAGGGUGCGGUGCGUUCUGGAAAAAGAGGCGCUGAUGAGAUUAUCAAGGUUUUUAAGGUUGAAAGCCAGUCCCGUGGGCGUUGA
Fusarium sp. VM40 is the source of this 1344-nucleotide messenger RNA. NCBI's taxonomy places the organism in Eukaryota, Fungi, Ascomycota, Sordariomycetes, Hypocreales, Nectriaceae. The record is from the annotation of a GenBank genome assembly.